AUGAUUGGAGUUUAUACUGUGGCUCUAUUCUCGGUCAUCCUCUUUGGCCUUCUUGAAAGCAUAAGUUGUCUUGGUCUUACGCUUGAUCAAUGUGAUUGUGGAUUCAAAGACGAAAACGACCGUAUCUGGACAAACAUGUGGUUUGAGGACUAUACCAAGGACAUUGCAAGCCCUCAUGAAGAUCAUGACUACCUUGUCAUGAAUUACACUGUAAAGUCGAUACGACCCACUACUCUUGACCGCCUAUUCGAUCCUAACAACGUUCAAUUGACCGAUGGAGGGAUUGAUAUGACUGUAAAAUCAGAUGACAGUGGGACAUUUACAUCGGCUUCAUUUGGUUCAAGAAGAACCGAUAUUUUGUAUGGAACUUACCGAAUUAAUGUCAAGACUUCUGAUGUACCGGGAACAAUCGCAGCAAUGUUUAUUCGCAACGACAAUACCGAAAUUGAUAUUGAGCUGUUGAGUCAGUACAAGGACCCAGCCAAAGUACACUAUGCCGUUCAUCCUCAGAUCUAUGAGUCAAAUGGAUCGCCGUCUCCACUCACAUUUGGGCUCAAAGAUCUUUCAUUUGAUCCUACAGAGGAAUUUCAUGAGUAUCGACUUGAUUGGCUACCAGAAAUAGUAGAAUAUUUUACGGAUGGCGUACCAACCCACCAGCUUUCCAAAAACAUACCCGAGAAACCUGGAAGGGUUGUGAUUAACCACUGGACAGAUGGAAACCCAAACUUUGGUGGAGCACUUCCAACAGAACCUGCCGUCCUCUCGGUAUCAAAGUUUGUUAUGAUGUUUAAUGUAACCGGCAAUACCGAGCCUCUUGCUUGUCAGAAAUCGGCCAAUGCUUGUUCAAUUCAUGAUGUAACAGAAGAACAAAUUUUGCCUGAGAAUAUCGCAAUGCCAUCAUCGAGUAUGCCUUCAAAACGUUCCCCAACAAACUCAACCUCACUACCUUUAUCUACUUCUCUUGGCAGAAAACCUUUAGAUAAUCAAGAUCUACUUGUCAAAAAGGUAAUUGGGCGUUGUCUUUCUAUUCUUCUUUUUACUGGUAUUAUUAUCGCUAUCGCUAUCGCUAUCUUUUAA
Phycomyces blakesleeanus NRRL 1555(-) is the source of this 1077-nucleotide messenger RNA. RefSeq names its product glycoside hydrolase family 16 protein. Gene Ontology annotation, molecular function: hydrolase activity, hydrolyzing O-glycosyl compounds. The transcript has 5 exons. Bases 1 to 1077 code for a protein of 358 amino acids. NCBI's taxonomy places the organism in Eukaryota, Fungi, Mucoromycota, Mucoromycetes, Mucorales, Phycomycetaceae. Gene Ontology annotation, biological process: carbohydrate metabolic process. The record is from RefSeq and is a predicted model, not a curated record.